AUGAAGAUCCGCUCGCUAGCUGUCUUGGCCAUCCUCCUCCCAGCAGCGGCUUCGGCCUUGACAGUUUUCAAGGACUUAAGCGAACAUGCUCAAGCCUCCUGGUCGGGCGCAAACGAUUUCCUGGAUCUAGCCUAUUCUGGUCAUAACCGAGACCACAGACAUGUGUACGAUCACACAGCCUCCAUCACCAAACAACAAGGACAAUCGGCUUGGGAACUCGCCAAACAGCCUGGUACGGAGGCAAUUUACAUGAUCAAGCCCCGUAAAUCCAAGGAUUCCGUCUACGUCGUAACCAAGGUUCCCGGCACUCAUCCCUUGGCGAGCGGAUGGGAUCUGACCACCGACAAUCCAAGCAAGGACGCUUUCCUAUUCUGGAGGGUUAAGAAAACGACUCCAGAGCUGCUUGGUUAUGAAGUGAGGGCUGUCGGUGCCGCCUUCCCGCACAGGUACUCCAUCGAGCAAAUCUUCGCAAGAGCUCGGGCGUAA
Sporisorium graminicola is the source of this 486-nucleotide messenger RNA. RefSeq lists its product as uncharacterized. The transcript has a single exon. Bases 1 to 486 code for a protein of 161 amino acids. NCBI's taxonomy places the organism in Eukaryota, Fungi, Basidiomycota, Ustilaginomycetes, Ustilaginales, Ustilaginaceae. The record is from RefSeq and is a predicted model, not a curated record.